AUGCAGCUCGAUGCGAUAUUUCUUCUCGCCGCAUUACCCGGACUCUUGACGACAGCAAAGAUUCUCUCACGAGACGAGGAAGCCGAUUCAUGGUCCACCGCUGUAAAUAUCAUCGAUGUAUGCUUCGCGGCGUCAGAGACUCAAACAAGUAUUUUGCUAUCGGAAAAUCUACCAAUUGAGAUAUAUCGUCAAGUUUGCGAGAGCUUGAAAUACAGCGUCUUUACUGUAAGAAGGAAAGACCGCGGCUUUGUUCGACUCGAAUCGCUGGCGGAAAUUAUACUCAAACACUACGAUCAUUAUCUAAAAACACAAGGAAAGCCGAACGCAGUUGUGAUGUACGUAGAGCGGAUGGAUGAUCUCGAAUCAAUAUUGAAUAACAUGAAGUUCUGCGCGUGGAGAACUUGGAAGAACAGGAUACGUUACCUCAUCAUUGUGCCAAGGACCUUGUGCAACGCGGAAAACGCUGAUCAAAUGUUCAGAGUUAUUUGGAGCUACUGGAUCCUUAACGCGAUAAUACUUUGCUCCUCUAAUCAUACUAAAGAUUUGAACAAAAAUGAAUUGUACACUUACAAUCCGUACUCAUCGGAUCACUCGCAACUGUGGAAAACGGUUAUUCAAGAAACUGUCCAAGUUUUUACACAGCCAAAAAAUUUCAGUCACUCCUGGUAUGUCUUCAGGGAAGACUUAAUCGACAUUAAGUCUCCGAAAGACUGCGAUAGCUUGUUUUUCGACAAAACUCUGAACCUCGACAAUUACCUUUUACCAAUAAACAUGUUCGUGAUUCGUCCUGAAAUAUUCGUCGACCAAAAGAAAUCUGGGGUAGAGAAAUAUACGGGGCUGCAAGGUUUGCCUCUUCAGACACUCGCGGAAAAGUUGAGAUUUAACGUGGUUGAGGUUUGCAACGACGACAUUGACCCGUAUGGGCAAUUACUUGAAAAUGGCUCGUACACCGGAGAAUUGAAAAAUGCGUUUCACGGACUGUCGAACGUACUAACCGGCGGUCAUCUUAUGGAGGAGUUUCCUGGCAUGGAAAUGGCCUAUCCUCACGUAACGGAUGCAACAUGUUUUGCAUCUCGUUUCGGUGACCCAUACCCUCUGUGGACAAACAUUUUUGUAGCCAAAGAGAUCUGGAUUGGACUUGGGCUCAUCACGCUACUCGUGACCGUCGUUCUCUACCUGCAUAACAAGUCACUGGGAAUGAUAGCUGCGUUUUUGGAUGCGGAGCGAUUUGUUGUUGGUAAUUCAAUAAUUCGAUUACCUGAGACCAUCAAAUACAGAUUCACCUUUGGAUCAAUUUUUCUCGCCUUCCUGGUUCUCGACGGAGUAUUCAGAGGUCGUUUCGUAUCAACUUUAGCAAGUGGACACCGAUAUCCAAACCUGGAUACGCUGGACCAAGUCAAGAAACAAGGAGUUGAUAUCUACGGCCACGGCUCUUUUCUAAAUUGGUUCGACGAUCCCGUUUUGAGGAAAGCAUUCCAUAGUGUCAUCGCUGAAAAGUGUCUCGAAAUGAUAGCACUUGAUGGCAAGCAGCGAGCCUGCUUAGCUCAUUGCUUAACGUUACCAUCCGUAAUACCGAACUCCACCGUGACGAUUCACAAAGCUGCAAUUCCGGUCAAAGAAAAUUACGCAGUCUUUGUUUCAACGCUAAAUUGGCCCCUGAUAGACCGUUGGAACUUUGAGAUGCAAAAACUGGUCGAGGCUGGUUUCAUGAAGAAAUGGCGCUCAGACGACAGGCUGGGCGUGGAAAUGGAAUCAUGGAAAAUCAGGAGAGCGGCUGAUCAACAGUACUUCAGACCAAUCCAGCUGAACACUUUGCAUUCAGCUUUCGUGAUAUUAUUUUUCGGCCUUGUCACUGCUCUCUUCACUUUUCUCUGCGAGAUGAAAGAACGACGGAGAUGGAGUGGCUGGUGGAUUACAGAAAGUGAUAGGGAAGAAGAAUAAAUACUUGGAAUAAAGCUGAAAAAUUUCUGCUCCACGAAACGGGUGUAGCGAGAAAUUAAUUAUUUUUUUAUUAUUUCCUUCUUAUUUUCUCAGCUGUUGAUUGUACGAUGCCCGAGAUAUCUUUCUUAGCUUUCUCAGGGUCCAAUUAGCCUACUAAACUAUAUUUAUUCAAUUCGCAAAGCAUGAAAUUCUCGCUCUAUAGAUGAAGAAAAAAGUGAACCUACGAAUUAAUUUGGAUUUUUUCGGUUCGCAUUUGGACAUGUUCGUAUAACACCAGAAUUGAAUCUUCGAUGCUCUAUAUCGACGUAAUCUAGCGGGAUUAUUCAAUUGCGCGCAGUCUCGGGUCGCUGCAAACGACAACUCAAAACUUACGACCGGAAUACACAAAAUUUGCGUUAAAUUUUUGGAGGGAUAUGAGAACAAUCAUAAGUUCAUAGCUACAAAAGUUCAGUCUAAGUUCAGUACAGUAUAUUUCAUUUAUAUUGAUUCUGGUACGGGUCUUCGGGUGUCUGUGUGUAUUGAUUAUAUGAGUUGACAAAUAGAAUUGCAGUGAAAAACAAAAAGAACUGCAAGAAUAUGUCAAAAGUAAAAACUAGAUAUCUGAUAAUUACAUCAGAAAAUAGGUCUGAAGUAUGCAUUGCCUCUAGCAAAAUGUGAACAGUAUUAUAUCGGAUAGUUAUUAUUGAAAUUUUAAGUUAUAGCUUAUGUUUGAGACAACGUGCAGGUGGAACACACCUCUGCAGAAAACUGUGUGUUAUUGUAUUGUCACAAUGUUAUGUAACCUGACAGAAAAAUUAUAAAAUAAACAAUAUUCUUCAUA
Molecule: messenger RNA, 2761 nt
Organism: Neodiprion virginianus
Lineage: Eukaryota; Metazoa; Arthropoda; Insecta; Hymenoptera; Diprionidae
Exons: 6
Coding region: 1-1941 (646 amino acids)
Source: RefSeq, a predicted model, not a curated record